CAUCCCUUUGUGGAUGUCUUUUGUUCUUUAAAGAAGUGCAGGUGACUUGGUGCAUUAAGGUGCUCAGAAAUUGAUGGAUGUUGAAGAAAAUUUCCAGUGUGCUACAAAUUUACGUGAUACCGUUUUGUGAGCAAGAAGAUUUUUUAAUUACAUCAGUGCUCCAAGAUACACGGAAAAGUAUUUCCAAGUAACCUUGAAGAUCCUUUGAAGUCACUGAAAGGCUGAUCAUUGAGAGCCAUAAUGGCAGACACAGGAGAUGGACCACGUUCAGGGGAAGAUCUGACAGAUGCAAAAUCUAUUCCUGGUUCCAAAGGGAAGAACCUACCUCCUAGCAAGUCGAUGGACUCUGGAAUUCUGCCAGAAUACAGUUAUAGAAUGGAUUAUCCAGAGAUGGGGCAGUGUAUAAUAAUAAACAACAAGAACUUCCACAAACACACGGGGAUGUCAUCCCGUUCGGGUACAGACGCAGAUGCUGCAAGUGUCAGAGAAGUUUUUAUGAAGUUGGGAUAUAAAAUAAAGAUCAACAAUGAUCUUUCAUGCGAGGACAUUUAUAAAGUAUUGAAAAAUGUGUCUGAAGAGGAUCACAGCAAGAGGAGCAGUUUUGUUUGCGUGUUGCUAAGCCACGGCGAGGAAGGAUUAAUCUACGGCACGGAUGGCCCUCUGGAACUGAAAGCGCUAACGAGCCUUUUCCGAGGGGACAGGUGCAGGAGUUUAGCAGGAAAACCCAAGCUCUUUUUCAUUCAGGCUUGUAGAGGGACAGAAUUAGACUCCGGCAUUGAGACAGACAGUGGAUCAGAGGAAACGAUGUGCCAGAAAAUACCUGUAGAAGCAGACUUCCUGUAUGCAUAUUCUACAGCUCCAGGCUAUUACUCCUGGAGGAAUGCAGCUGAAGGCUCCUGGUUUAUCCAGUCCCUGUGUAAGAUGCUGAAGGAACAUGCCAGGAAACUGGAACUCAUGCAGAUUUUGACUCGUGUCAAUCGCAGAGUGGCCGAAUACGAGUCCUGCUCCACUCGCCAGGAUUUUAACGCGAAGAAGCAGAUUCCCUGCAUUGUCUCGAUGCUCACCAAAGAAUUUUACUUCCCUUCCUAAACGAAUUGCACCUUGGAAUUUUUCAGUUCAUGUUUUUAUCUGUAAUUUAUAUGCAAUGUUAGUACGGAAUACCACUUUUGAAUCUGAAUUGCUGUUCACUACUGCGUGUGGCAUAAUGACUGUCUGAAAGUUAGAUAUGUCCGUUAUUAGAAGUAAAACAUAGUCUGGCUAUGGUAGGAAGGCAAGUUUGAAAGUACUGCUCUAAGUAUCUCAAAAAAUUAGGCAGAGCAAACUGGGGAAAAAUCAGAUCACUUAUCAGAUCUAUUUGGUGCUACAUUUCACUUCACAGAAGGGGCAGAGAAAAGAAACAGUUCUUGUAAAUAGUUUGGUUCUGUCUCUUUGCCAAUAGGAAGGAGAUUGAGAACCUGAUACGUUCACUAAUGAUGGCAAUAUGAUAGCAGUGUUGUCUUACAUUUCUUCUUAACUCCAGUUCUUAAAGUUUAGGUUAUAAACUAACCUAGACUGGUUUUAUAACUUUAGGAAUCAACUGGGGAAAACAGCCACUUCAUUUUUUACAUACAAUUAGGAAGAGUAUUUAGAAUGCAGUCAGGUUUUUUUUUCUGGGUCAUUUUAUAACUUUUCAUAUGGAGUAUUAGGUAAAGCAAUUAUAGCAACACAGUAGCUGUUUCAAAGUACAUUUUGUAUUCUGGCCUUGAAGAUGAGUGACCAAGGGACCAGUCUCCCUAAAUGUCUCUCUGCAGCUCCCGAGGGGGGAGCUGUUGGGGCACAUUUGGGGCUGUGAGAAUGGGGGCAAAAGGAAAGCAGACAAUUGAGAAUAGAAGCUUCCUCUUUCUGGCCAUAAAUAAGAGCCAGGUUUGCUUUGUGCUGUGUGCAUACCCUGUGGAAACCCAGAUUUGUGGUGCUGGAGAAAUUUAACUUCUUAACCCUGAUAUCAUUUGAGUUGAUUACAAGACUUUAGCUAAAUUAUGUUAACAAACAGUAAAUUUAUACCUCAACUCUGAAUUUUGUGGAACCGGCUUUUACAAAAUCGUAAAACGUCUUUGUUGAUGUUUCAGCUUGUGGCAGUCUCUGUAAGAUCAGAGGAGGAUGGAGUGGUAAAUGACUAUAGAGUGCUUGCAAAACGAGACUUAAAACUCUCUUAAAUUGUGUAGAUAAACAAUGUUAGCAAAUUGAUGUUCACUUCCAGAGGCAUUUGGGGUUUUUUAACUUAAAUUAAAUACUGUUUCCUAAAUUGUA
Calidris pugnax (ruff) is the source of this 2286-nucleotide messenger RNA. It is a transcript of the gene CASP3, whose product is annotated as caspase 3. The transcript has 8 exons. The coding region runs from base 241 to 1089 and encodes 282 amino acids. Gene Ontology annotation, biological process: proteolysis; positive regulation of apoptotic process; keratinocyte differentiation. Gene Ontology annotation, cellular component: cytoplasm. NCBI's taxonomy places the organism in Eukaryota, Metazoa, Chordata, Aves, Charadriiformes, Scolopacidae. The record is from RefSeq and is a predicted model, not a curated record.